Messenger RNA from Protopolystoma xenopodis, 327 nucleotides. Lineage: Eukaryota; Metazoa; Platyhelminthes; Monogenea; Polystomatidea; Polystomatidae. The record is from the annotation of a GenBank genome assembly.
AUGUUCACUUGUUCAGGUGGCCGGUCUCAUGUUAGCACCUCAGCUGGGCCGAGUAGUGCUGGGGAAAUGGUAGAAGGUAGCAACCUUGAGCCUUGCUUUGACGCCGUGGAGGGAGGCGCAUGACUGGCCAGCCACGUGGCACAUGAGGGCGGAGACAUGCACUCACAUGAGGCCCAGCCCAGCCAUCAGGGGGACUGGGAGAACAGAAAAAACCGUCUUAUGCGCAGCAGAAUCGGAUCGUCCCAGAAAUCUGAGAGCAUGAGACGAGGAGGCGGGCGCCAGAGGCUGGGAUUGUGGCUGCGCGUGAUGCCCCCGAGUGUGGGCUAA